Molecule: messenger RNA, 1671 nt
Organism: Dinoponera quadriceps
Lineage: Eukaryota; Metazoa; Arthropoda; Insecta; Hymenoptera; Formicidae
Product: probable G-protein coupled receptor B0563.6
Exons: 6
Coding region: 237-1493 (418 amino acids)
Biological process (GO): G protein-coupled receptor signaling pathway
Cellular component (GO): membrane
Molecular function (GO): G protein-coupled receptor activity
Source: RefSeq, a predicted model, not a curated record
AGCUGCGAGGUGUAUACGCCGCAGGUGAAUCUACUAGAAUCUAUCAUGCCUUUAUCGAAGAUAGAUUUGCGACGAGGCUCGAGGUCCGUGGGAAAGCGAACGAAUGUGUGUGUGACAAGAGCGUGAGACGUCGAAUGAUAAAAGAGCCUUUUAAAUCGCGUGAUCGAAAGUACAAGCUCGUUGAAAAUACGCCGAUCUUAACUAACUAAUAUCACCAAUAAUUAUUAACAUUAACAAUGCUGACUGGAGUGAUCGACGGAACGCUGCUAUGUUGCGACAACUUCACCACCGGACGCGUGUCCGUCGAAGACGACGUGAUUCGAAAUCGUGCGAUUUCGUCUCUGGUGUGGACGUCUUACGGCAUUGUAGUCCCAAUUAUACUGACCGUGGGCAUUUUCGGUAACGUGGCGAUCCUAAUUGUGCUGUCGGGCCCGAUGUUUCGCGGGAUUGCCUACUUGUACCUCAGCGGACUCGCGCUGGCGCACGUCGGUGUUGUAUUAUCUUGGAUGACAAUCACGCUGAGAUUGGGCUACGGUAUGAGCGAGAAUUACCUAUUAGCCUUUUACCACGCUCACUUCGAACUCGUUAUUCUCAACGCCUUUUCGGCCGCGAGCGUUCUCAUCAUGGUCUGUUUAAUCGUCGAUCGAUAUAUCUUCGUGUUCUUCCCAGCGCGCAUUCGUACCGGAAAUGCGCGUAAGAAUGCCAGCUCCUUCAUAUUGUCUUCGUUCAUCGCUGGCUUCAUGAUAAGUGUUCCGUUGUCGUCUAUGAGAAUCAUUUAUAAAGAGCAGGAUGGAUCCAGCGCUUCGUUCAUAUUACACGAGAACGCGUCUAUUACGCGGAGUGUGAUAUGGAGGAUAUACAUUUGGACGAUGGAGAUCGCAGUGCGGAUUUGCCCGUCAAUUCUAUUUAUCGUACUGAAUAGUUUCGUCAUUAAGAGGUUCCUUCAGCUGAACGCGCAGAAUCGACAGUUCCACGCGGUCUCGGAUAAAUAUCGGGGUAACAACGCGCCUGACACGUCGCUACUGUCUCGUAAUCGAGGAUACAAAGAGGAGCAACAUUUGGCGAUAAUGACGACAACAAUGAUAUUGUGCUUUUUCGUCACGACAUUACCGUCAAGUCUGGUGCCGAUGUUGUAUCCUAAUCGUCAUCCGCUGGAUCUUCGUUAUCAAACCUUCCGAGUGUGCUCGGCAAUCGUUGAACUCGGCAAUUAUGUUGUUUAUAUUCUCAUAUAUCUGGUUUGCAGUACAGAAUUUCGAAGAGCAUUGCUGCGAUUUUUACAAGGUAGAUGUAAUGAAAAUAUAGUGCAAGAUACUGAUCAGCCGGUGGGUGAGAUCGAAGAUUUCAGCCGACACGGCACCACUGUUCGACUAACACCGGAACAUACAAAAUUAAAUUCUUCUGAAUCUCCAACUAGCAAAGAAGCUAAGAUGGAGGAAGAUUCUCAUUCGUUAGAUGCUACAGCUUCCAUGUUGGAACACCAAGUCAUUGCAUAAUUAAAUCGUGAAAUGGAAGCUAAGAAUUUAGUAUUUGUAUUUAUUAUUAUCAUGAUGAAUUGUACAUUUAUAACGCAUCCACCCUUCCCUUCCUCACCUGAUUGGAGCUACAUUGAAUCGUUGGAUAGAUCGGAAGUAAUAUAUCAAAUAUAAUUAAAUUUGAUUAUAUUUUUUCUUA